This is a messenger RNA of Antrostomus carolinensis (chuck-will's-widow), 1048 nucleotides long. RefSeq names its product dysferlin-like. Gene Ontology annotation, cellular component: T-tubule; cytoplasmic vesicle. The annotation marks the transcript as partial. The transcript is spliced from 9 exons. The record is from RefSeq and is a predicted model, not a curated record. Gene Ontology annotation, biological process: monocyte activation involved in immune response; vesicle fusion; negative regulation of phagocytosis. Lineage: Eukaryota; Metazoa; Chordata; Aves; Caprimulgiformes; Caprimulgidae.
ACUGUUUGAGUUGUGGAAAGAGUUUGUGCCUUCUGCUGUGGUGGAAGAUGACUAUGUCAUCACCAUUGAAACACUCAUCCUUGUAGAGUCAUCUCUUGGGAUAAUAGUCCACACCUUGGGGCAUAAAGUGACCCAUUUGUGCUACCUCACUGCUGGUGGGCAGGAUCCUUAUGCCAUUGUCUCCUUCCUCCACCAAAGCCAGAAGACAGUGGUGAUCAAGAACACCCUGAACCCCACCUGGGACCAGACGCUCAUCUUCUAUGAGAUAGAGAUCUUUGGAGACCCCCAGAAUGUGUCUGACUCCCCUCCCAACAUCGUGGUGGAGAUAUAUGACCAUGACACCUAUGGUGCAGAUGAGUUCAUGGGGCGCUGCAUUUGCAAGCCCAGCCUGGCGCGUUCUCCGCGGCUCUCCUGGCAUCCUGUCAUCAAGGCCAACAGAAACGUUGGGGAGCUGCUGGCUGCCUUUGAGCUGAUUCAGAGGGAGAAGCCAGCUGUCCAUCACAUCCCUGGCUUCGAGAGUGAGCUAUCCUCCAGCCUGGAUGAGUCUGCAGACUCUGACCUGCCAUACCCCCCACCCCAGAGGGAGCCCAACAUUUACAUGGUCCCUCAAGGAAUCAAACCAGUUCUGCAGCGCACGGCCAUUGAGAUCCUUGCUUGGGGCCUGAGGAACCUCAAGAGUUACCAACUGGCCAGUGUCACCUCACCCAGUCUGCUGGUGGAAUGUGGAGGUCAGCUUGUGCAAUCCUGUGUAAUCAAGAACGUCAAGAAGAACCCCAACUUUGAUGUCUGCGUGCUCUUCAUGGAAGUGCGUUUACCCAAGGAGAGCCUGUACAGCCCCCCCAUCAUCGUCAAGAUCAUCGACAACAGGCCGUUUGGCCGAAGGCCCGUGGUGGGACAGUGCACCAUCCGCUCCUUGGAGGACUUCUACUGUGAUCCCUACCGAGAAGAGACAGAUGGUCCCCAGGAGCACUCAGAUGAUGUGAGCCUCACGCCCAGGGAUGACGUCCUGAUUGACAUCGAUGACAAGGAGCCACUUAUUCCUGUCCAG